Molecule: messenger RNA, 7008 nt
Organism: Biomphalaria glabrata
Lineage: Eukaryota; Metazoa; Mollusca; Gastropoda; Planorbidae
Product: SPRY domain-containing protein 3-like
Exons: 13
Coding region: 387-1817 (476 amino acids)
Molecular function (GO): protein binding
Source: RefSeq, a predicted model, not a curated record
AAAAAAAAUAAAAACAGAAAGAUCCAGUUAGAUCUAAUGAUGCUGUUUUCUUGAUAUUAUUAUUAUAAUUUAUAGGAUACAGUUACAGACGUUACUUCAAAAAAAGAAUAUCUUUAUCGCAGUUACAGCACUUUCAGACAGUGUGCACUGUGUCUUCUGUGUAGUGUUACUUUCCAACUGGAUUCCAAGUUACAAAUAAAACGAUCCAGAACCAGGGCAUCUCAGAUUCAUUGUGACUUAAUUUAAAAGUAAACCCAGUUCUAUAUCUUGUUUAGAUCUAGAGUAUUCUAGAGUCUGGUAUAAAAGUCUGGUUUCAUAAGUUCAUAGUCCACAUUAAAGUCAUUUCAGAUCUCAUAACUGAUGACGCAUGUUGAAUUCAAGACAACAUGGAUGAGAUUGUUAGAAUUCGUGCAGUCUUACAUCAGCAGCGAGACAGAGUGCCAUUUGCCCCAAUGCAACAUUUCCAACAAGAGCUUGGCUUUGACCAGUUAAUUAACAACAGGGGAAGAGGAAGAAUUUAUCGUUAUCAAGGUCCUCAUCCAGCUCGCGUCGUGGGGCAAGGUAUUGCUCGUUAUGAGCCAAAAUUUCAACGAAUUAAAAUUGAAGAUGAUGUAUUAAGUUAUAACAGUGAAUCAGACGAUUUGCCUGGUGUAUACAUUGCUGGACACAGUAUUGAUUAUUACAGUAACUACUUUGAAAUAGAAGUUUUGGAUGUUGGGGAAACAAGUUCCAUAUAUAUUGGCCUUGUUUCUGACGUUGCCUGUCUCAGUUCUCCUCCUGGAGUUGAAGCCAAUUCUGUAGGCUAUAUGGCAGAGAAUGGCAGGUUUUUUAUUAAUUAUGGACGUGGCAAUUCUGAUACCAGCCAGUAUGGCCCAGUAUGUGGGAUGGGAGACAGAAUGGGUGUGGGUGUACGCCCUGUGGAUGAUCCUGCUGGGGGUGACAGGCACAGCUCUAGAAUAUUCUUUGCACGCAAUGGACAAGAGAUAAAGAGCUUUGAAUUACCUCUAAAACCAUAUCAGCUUUUUCCUGCUGUCAGUAUGCAAUCAGAGGGGGAAGAAGUUAUUCUCAGGCUAGAUGCACAGUGGAAUCCUGAUGACGUGACACAAAUGGUUGUAGACUGUGGAGAGGAGGACUGGGUUCGACUAGAAGAUGUCAGACUUAAUGGAACUACAUUGGAAUAUACUGGACGAGGGAGGACAAUACGUGAUGUAGGUCUUGCUCAGGCCAAAUACCCACUGAACACAACAAACCACUAUUUUGAAUUUGAGAUUGUUGACCCUGGGGACAAAUGUUAUGUGGCAAUAGGACUUGCCAAACAGAAUUAUCCAAUGAGAAGACAUCCUGGCUGGAACAAUGGAUCUAUAGCCUAUCAUGCAGAUGAUGGUAAAUUAUUUCAUGGUUCUGGUCUUGGAGUUCAUUUUGGUCCUAAAUGUUCUAUGGGUGACACUAUGGGUUGUGGCAUCUACUUCCCUCCUGACUAUGACCAUGACGCUGAGUCACAGAUUAAUGAGGAGGAUGAGGAGGAGGAUAGUGUGGGACAAAAUGAGGAUGACUGUGAUGAUGAUGAGGAAGGCGAUGGUCAGCUGGAAGACCUACUUGGACUGGGAGACUCUGAUGAAGAUGAUCCAUUCUUCAGGCCACCCAAGAAAAGACAACAGAAAGGAAAGGGAGCCAAAGUUACUGUUUUUUUCACAAGAAAUGGCAAAGUUGUAGGCCAUAGAGAAGUGAUUGUACCCAAAGGUGGUUUCUACCCAACUAUAGGCAUGCUGAGUUGUAAUGAGAAGGUCAGAGUGGAUUUACACCCACUGACCGGUUAGCCUUCCCUGACUGUGAAUUUGUCAUUUUUAUUGUCCAUCCCAGUGCUAGACAUAAGAGACUGCUGAUUAAUCUCAUCUGCUGGUGGCAGAGACAUAUUCUAAAAACUUCUGCUUCCUGUCAAUGUUUGAAGUCCUGCUGGAUGUUUGCCUACACAUCAUGACAUCACAGUUCAAGUUUCACCAUCUUCACUGUCAAUAAAAGCAGUAUUGUUGUUGUCCUGAUUGUUCUGGAGAACUGGGAAGAAUGAAAGAAACACCAUAUCAAGUCUUAUGUUAAACAGUCUAGUGUAUUUAUUAAAGUCUGUAGAGUCUAGUACUAGUAUCCCAUACUUGUUACUUUUUUUUUUUUUUUUAUCCUCUCUAAAUCUGUUUUGUGUUGUCACACAGACUUUGUCCAGUACCAUCUUCUUUCUCUGAUUUCAUUCACUGCUUGAGAGUCUUGCAAUGUCCAGUUGCUGUCAAGCUCGCUUCUCUUUGAAAGUGUGGUGAAUGUAAAAGUGACACAUACUAUCAACCUACUUCACCAACCUGUCACCAGCCCUGAGACUGAAAACCUGGGAAUUGGGGGGGGGGGGGGGGUAGGGGCAAAGUAAUUGUCUAAAAUGUUUAAAUUUAUGUCCGUGUUGUAAUGAUUCGAAUUUCCUCCUGGACUGCCCCACUUCAGCAGUUGUGUGUCUCUAGAAUGGUUAAGCAGAACAGAUAACUGGACAAUGCAUGCUGACUUCUUGCCCUAGACAAAACAUAGAACUUUUCUUUUUAUUGUUUAACUUUUAACCUUUUUUGAAUUAGCCAUGUGCGCAUUUUUAAGUACGAAAUUUGUCUGCUGAAUGAUAGAUAUGAUCCGGCCAUCUUAUUUUUAAAAUGUCUUUAUAAUCUAUUUGUUCUAUUACUCUGUAUUAUAUUUUUACUCACAUUGUGAUAGCGUAACGACUGUAUAUCACUUAGUUUGCUUUGAUUGAUUUAUUUUUAAAUCCUGUAUGUGAUGAAGACUGUUUCUUUCAUCUAACAUAUUUUAAUAACUUGUUUUGUGAGUUUGGCAUUCAAACUGACCAUUCAGAGUGCUUGUCUAAAUUCUGUUUUUAAACUAGUUAUAUCCAAUAACUCCUCAAAUAUUUAACUUUUUCAUGUAUUUUAAACUGACCAUAUGGAAUGUUUGUCUUAGGAAAGUUUUGAAAUUGAACUUACAGAAUGCUUGUCCAAAGUUUUGUUUGUUUUUAGAAUGAACUAUUGUGUUAAAAUGUUCAGUUUGGUUGUUUCCGGGGCUGGUUAAUCUCCCCUUUGCUCCAUGGGAAGUGAUAUACAUGUUGUAUAUAAUAUGCGUCAGAAUUGAAUUUAUUAUGUCUACAUUAGGCUGUACAUACAUUUAUCUUUGGAAAAAAAAGUGUGUGACUUCUACCCUGGCUUGACCGCUGGUCAAAGGUCAAAAUUAUGUCAACUCUGAUGGUCUUUCAUUAUAUUUAUUCAAUGUUUGAAAUGGUUAGGAUUUAUUGUUCAUUGUACUGUACAUAAACAAAAAAAUGAAGAGUUUUUUUUUUUUUUCUUCUUCUUCAAUGUUGUGUACAUAGAGAAACUUAAAAGGACCUGAUGAACUGUGAGAGCAUGACGGUCAAAAAGAAUUGACAUGUUGGGUGGAGGGGGGGGGUCUAGUUUUUUAUCCUGAGAUAUGAGUUGGAAAAUGGGGGGGGGGGUGUCUACAUCAUCUUGUUGAAUCAUUCUAAAGAUUAUAUAUCUCAUUCAGUAAGUGUACUUACUAACACUUUAGUGCUGCUAUUGAUGUCUUCUGCCACUGUGUGGGUUAAAGUGCAAAGAUGAACAGUUUAAAAAAUAUUACUAUUCGUGUGAGUUCAAUUCUGUUUAGGCCUGAUAGUUUAAAGAAGUGCUACAUUUACAAAUUUUAAAACCAAGAUCUCAUUCUCUUGAAAAACCCAGAUGUUCCAUACGAUUAUAGAUUAUUGGUUGAGAGCAAAAUCUUGCUAAGUGAAUUUAAAAAGACUUCAAACUGGACUAAUGCUGUUAUUGUUUUCUGCGUUUUUCCUAAAUGUCUGACACUUGGCCUUAUAUUUGUUUGUAAAUGUACCCAUCAUCCUGAAAUUUGAACUCAAUGUUUUAAAUAAAAAGAAACAAAAUUUACAAUAAAAUUUAUUUUUUAUUCAAAACUUCUUCAUUGAUUUAAUCAUUGGACCAUUAAAUAAUCUCCCUUGAUUGUGACUAUGGCCACAAUUUGAAAUAAAAUCAUGACUGACCAGACUUAGUAAACUGCUAUUCCUUGGCUAUCUCCCCAUGCACAGUUGAGUGAAUGGAGUCAAAAAAGUGUAAUCUAUCACCAUUUAGCAGUAAAAAUGGCAGCACUCAUUUAAGUUUUUGUUUUCUAUUUUGAUGCUUGGAAUGUCUUACUAAAUGACAUUGAUCUUAGACAUCUACGAAUGUGUCUACCAUCACUUCUGUCCUUUACUCAUGUUUCUAUUUCAUUUUAAUCUAGGAGUUAAAAAAUACAACACACAAAAAUAACUUUUUUUUUAUCUGUCUUAAUUUUUCAUUAUUUUUUAUUUUUUUAAUAUCAGAUUUGUUUUGUUUCAUAUAUCAGUUUUAAUCAAAGUUGUGAUUUGAAAAGAUUUUCUUUACUUCCAUGAGUUUCCACUCAUUGAAUAUUCUGUGAAUUAACAAAAAAAAAUUAGUGCUUUUUUAUAAAUUGUUUCACAACUGGGAUGUUUUUUAUUAUUAUUUUUUCCUAUUUUCAUAGUUGCAGCUCACACACAUACACAUUUUUAUUUUGUAUUAAGUUCAUUGUGACAGAACUUCUGGUUCAUUGUGACAGAACUUCUGGAUUGUUUGUUUAGUUGGUUGUUAAUUUUUUUUUUACACUUUUUUUUCCAAGGCUGAAUUAAAAAGUUUUUAAUAUUAAUUUGAGGGAACUUGAGACUUUCAUACUUUUAAAAUUUCAAUGGCUUUUUUUCUAUUUCUUUACUCACACUCCCCUGCUUGUACUUUAACCCUAGAACACCUGAGAAAGGCCUGUAUGAGAUCACUUUUUUUUUGUGGACUUUUAUUUUGUCCAGAAGAUCACACAUCUCCUGUUUGACUAUCACACAUCUCCUGUUUGACUAUCACACAUCUCCUGUUUGACUAUCACACAUCUCCUGUUUUAACUAUCACACAUCUCAUGUUUGACUAUCACACAUAUCAUGAAAUGACUGGGAAAUUAGAGCGAAAAAAAGGUAGCUUCUCAUUGAGAUGGCCACUAUAUGAAUGUAUUUGAACUUUAUAUAGUUAGGAUUCCUGAUUGGUUUCCCCUGCUAUUAUUUCUGCUCCAUCAUUCUCUAAAAUCUACACCAGAGAUAACUCUUGCAAAUUAUAAAGUCUUCUAGAGAGUUGUUUUCCCAUGCAAUUUAGUCAAAGCAGACCAUAUCUAAUAUACAAAGCACAAUGUAAGGAGUAUGUAUGUAUGUAUGCAUGUACCGUAUAGAAAUCAAAACCAUUUGACGAAUCUUGAUCAAACUUGGCAGGAUUGUUCCUUAGACCAGAGCAGAGACGUAGCAUAGGUUUAAUAUCCCUCCCAAAACCAAGGGGCCCUAAAAAUAGCUAAAUACCUAAAUUUAUCCCUAUUAAAAUAUUCCAGAACAAAACCCAUUUUCACGUAUCUAAAUCCAAUCAACUAGAUUAGUAAUAGGCAAACUAAGGUCCGCAGGCCGCGGGUCAUAUCCAGCUAGUCAUUUAUAGUUUUCAUUAAGUAUGAUCACUAGACUAUCAAGUUCUUUAGAGAAAAUCUUUGUUGUAUAGACUUCACCAAACUAAUAGAUUGACUUCUUGUUUCCUCAUGACCCUGUAUUAUGUCUUUUAAUUUCCUUCAUCAAUGUCUGCUUUCACUUCAAUGGGAGUCACUUCUUUUUCCUUUUUAUUGAAUCAGAAAAAUAUUCAGCACAAAAUACGUAAGAAAAAGAAAUGAACGAUAAUAAAACAAUGAAAUUAUUUUAACAUUGAAAAAAAGUUUGAAAUAUUUCUUUUAUUUUGAUCUUGUAACUUGGUGUGUGCAUGAAGGGGAAAGAAUGGAGGAUAAAAAUAGACUAGGAGAGAUUGUGAAGGUUGAUUACUGAAUCAUAAACCUUCUUUUAAUUAUCUUAGAUACAUUGUCUAAAGUAGGAGUCAAUGGGUUUUAUAAAUCUUCCACUCAGAAGUCCAAAUGAAUGAAUCAAAGAUUUUUAGUGUCAAAUUUGUAUCACUUUUUUUUUUCUUGUUACAAAUCAUAAUGAGUAACCUGACAUCUGAACUCUUUGAGAGUUAGCUACUAGUUAAUGUUUCAUAGGAAAAAAACAACUGUUCUGAUGGUAAUACAAAAUGGAACAUCCAAUAAUAUCAUUGUGGUAGGCUGAAUAAAGCUUUUGAUAUUAAUUUGAGGAAACUUAAGACUUUCAUACUUUAAACAUUUCUAUUUCCUUGAAUCAUCCUCCCCCACUUCUUCUUUAACCCUAGCACCCCUGACAAAAAAUGUAUACAUACUAUUACAUAGCCACUUUAAUCCCCUGACUGUUUAUUUCUCAAUAUUUCAAUCACCACUUCAGAAGGGAUUGUCUUUUUUUUUUUUUUUGUCUAGUUGGCUUUUUUUUUUCUCCUUGUGGUUUGUUUUAAUAACAAAAUUUAUAUUUAUGUCACUUUUAACUUUUUAUUCAUAUGUUUGUGUGAUUUUUAUUCAACAGUAAAUCAGAAAUUAUCAAUUACAAUUUAGACAGUUGAAAAAAAAAUACUUAUUUGAAUUUUGUUUUCCAUUUUUGCAUAUUUCAAAACCUUUUUUUUUAUUGGAUGGAAAUUUCAUUGUUUAGAUUUGGUAUGUGAACCCAAAUAAAAACUUUGCUCAAACUGGCUCCAGAAUGUGUAGUGCAAGAAGCUCUGCUAUGCGAAUAGGUGUAGAUACAUUCAUGGAAAACAAACUAAAUUUCUUCUUCACAACAAAUGUGUAAAGAAUCAUUUAUUAAUAUAGUAAACAAUUUUACAGAUUCCAAAUAGAUUGGUAGAUUGACAGAUUAAAAACUAUAAUGUAAGUAUAAUGUAAAUAAUGAGAGAGAGAGAGUGAGAGAUAAGGUCUCCCUGAAUAUCAAACAUUUGGAUGACAGAUUUGUAUUUGACCAACUAUACUGUCAGUGCCUGUAGUUUGUCACUGAGAUACACUAUCAGGAUAUGUGUGCACACUGUAACACUU